UAAAAGAAGUUAGGGCUAAUGGGGCCAUUGCUCUCGACACCAAAGAGCAAGCCUUACAAAGAGCACGAGAAAUGAAAAAUGAAGUGGAAAAUGGGCACGUAGUAGUUCAUGAUGAACACGGACG
This is a messenger RNA of Racocetra persica, 124 nucleotides long. The record is from the annotation of a GenBank genome assembly. Lineage: Eukaryota; Fungi; Glomeromycota; Glomeromycetes; Diversisporales; Gigasporaceae.